GGAUGGAACCACAGGGAGGUGGCUGCGGAGAAACGCGUUUCGGGGUAGUUUGGUCCUUCGGAGGUGCCGUAGCGGUGGGGCAGCGCCGGUCUCGCUUCCGGGAGGAGCCGCAGCGGCGGGAGAGCGGGCGGCGGUACCGGGCAGGAUGGCGGGGCACAGAUUGGUGUUAGUUUUAGGAGAUCUCCACAUCCCACAUCGAUGCAACAGCCUCCCAGCCAAGUUCAAAAAGCUGCUGGUGCCAGGAAAAAUCCAACACAUCCUCUGCACAGGAAACCUCUGCACCAAGGACACUUAUGACUACCUCAAGACUCUGGCUGGGGAUGUUCAUGUUGUCAGAGGGGACUUUGAUGAGAACCUGAAUUAUCCUGAACAGAAAGUUGUUACUGUUGGACAGUUCAAAAUUGGGCUGAUUCAUGGGCACCAGGUUAUUCCCUGGGGUGACAUGGCCAGCCUGGCCCUGCUGCAGAGGCAGUUUGAUGUGGACAUCCUCAUCUCAGGACAUACACACAAAUUUGAGGCAUUUGAGCAUGAAAACAAGUUCUAUAUCAACCCAGGAUCAGCUACAGGAGCUUAUCAUGCCUUAGAAAACAAUAUCAUUCCUUCAUUUGUGCUGAUGGAUAUCCAGGCUUCUACAGUAGUUACAUAUGUCUACCAACUCAUUGGAGAUGAUGUCAAAGUAGAAAGAAUUGAGUACAAAAAGUCUUAAAAAUGUCUUUGCUUGUCUGGUAUUUUUACCAUCUCAUUCUGAACUCGAAGUUACUGCACUACCUGAUAGCUAACUCCCAGUAUUCCACUUCCUCAGUACCAGCUUAGCAAUGUAGCUUAUUUGUAAUAACUUUAAAGCAGCAUUGUGCUUGCUUUUCUCUGUAUGAGCUGAUUUGUAAAAUAUUCCAUUAAAAUAACUGUUUAAAUACUGUUCCCUGAUGUUGUAAUAAACUCCACUUCCUAGAAAA
Calypte anna (Anna's hummingbird) is the source of this 953-nucleotide messenger RNA. It is a transcript of the gene VPS29, whose product is annotated as VPS29 retromer complex component. Lineage: Eukaryota; Metazoa; Chordata; Aves; Apodiformes; Trochilidae. The transcript is spliced from 5 exons. Gene Ontology annotation, biological process: retrograde transport, endosome to Golgi; intracellular protein transport. Gene Ontology annotation, cellular component: retromer complex; endosome. The record is from RefSeq and is a predicted model, not a curated record. The coding region runs from base 146 to 706 and encodes 186 amino acids.